Dermacentor andersoni is the source of this 1318-nucleotide messenger RNA. Its product is annotated as protein Skeletor, isoforms B/C-like. The record is from RefSeq and is a predicted model, not a curated record. Lineage: Eukaryota; Metazoa; Arthropoda; Arachnida; Ixodida; Ixodidae.
GGGAUGAAAAACUGUGCGUGGCUUUGAGCGCGCGCAAUCCUCGUGCAGAAGAACAUAAGAGAAACGCUUGGCGAGCGUGCCAUUUCGGGAGCAUAGAAGCGUUCGUGAUUGUUUCGUAGCUUCGCUGUUGGUGCGUCCGACUCGUCAACAUCCGCGACCGCUUUCCAGCAUGGCUUGCCGGUGGAUUGCCGCGAUCCUACUGGUGUUCGUCGACCCGCAAGGCGUGGUGGCUGCCUACUACGGUGUACCCAUCGGUCCAGUCACCAUGAUCGCGCAUGGCUUCACGGGCAAAAUGUUCGCCGCCACUGAAAAAAGCAUCUACAUAACGGAGAUGAAUUACGACGGACAAGGCCCAUCGGCGUUCUUCUGGGGCGGAUUUGCCCCGACUCUCAGCAAGAACGGCGACCAGCUGCCCGACGAGCACGGAAGCAAUGCAGUGCUGAAGGCCUACGCGAACGCCAACGUGUACCUGAAGCUUCCCAAGAAAAUCACCGACUACAAGGCCAUUGGCAUCUUAUGCACUUCAGCCGAUGCCGACUUCGGCAACGUGAGGAUACCGGACAACUUCGUGCUACCGAAGGAGCAGAGCCUCGGCCAGCUCGCUGCAAAGAAGCCGAAUACCAUGGCAACCGAGGUCAUCCUCAAGGACAGCGCCACCAUGCUGAUCAAGGGGCUUGAUUACGACGGUAGCUGCGCCGGCUCCGCGUUCUUCGUGGCAGCGGCGGACGCCAACACCCCAGCGGCUAACAUGACCAAAUUGGCAUAUGACAACGGAAAGACGACCAAGCUGGAGCGCUACACUAAGGCAGACGUCACGGUCACGCUACCCGCUGACCACCACUGGGACGAGUUCGGGUGGUUCUCGGUGUACUGCAUGGACACGAAGGAAAGUCACGCCGAUAUCGCCAUCGCCAAGCCGGUGGCCCAGUCGCUGCCUGUCUUCAUGGCUCCCUCGAAAGACCCUCCGCCUCAGAGUAAUCCUGCUGGAGACAGCAACAAGCCUAAGGACAAUCCUGCUGGAGACAGUAACAAGCCUAAGGACGAUGCAGGCACAUUGUCGGCGCUGUCAGUUGUCACCCUGAGCAUUGGCGCCCUACUGACUGCUCUCGCCGUUCGACGAUGCUUCGAGGGAGGCCAGCGCGCCAAGACCUCCUGAGGACAGCUGCUUAUUUCCGUGGGCUGGCAGGGAUCCACGUCUGUGCGGGCGCAUUCUACCUGGAGCAAGACCGACCUCGCGCACGCCGACUCACCAGCGGUCGCCUUCCACCACUGUACAACCCUAGAAAUAAAAGCUGACCACAUGGCACGAAUUUAUCUA